AUGGCGUACUACUGCUAUGAUUGUGACCGCCCCUUCAAGUUCUUUUCCGCUCUUCAACAGCACAUGCGUGACUCAGUCAACCACCCCUGGUACUGCGCCACCCAUGACGCAGAUUUCAAUUCCCAAGUCGGCUUGAGAGAACACUUGGUCCAAAGCCCUGACCAUGACUACUGCCAGUACUGCGAUAUCCACUGUUACGACGAGGAAGACCUCCAGAUGCACUUCCAAGAAGAACACUACUGGUGCAGCUCGUGCAACAAGGUCUUCAUUAACGAAAAAGCCUUAGAAGAACACUACCGCCAAUCCCCGCGCCACCACUACUGCGUCCCAUGCAAGCAUCUCUUUUCCUCCGCAAAUAACCUCACAGCCCACCUCAACUCCUCCAUCCACACACCCAAGAACUAUAUGUGUCCCGCCAAGGGGUGCGGACUCAAAUUCGUCUCCCAGUCCGCUGUAGUACUCCACCUCGAAGCGGGGACGUGUAAAUCAGGCAUCGACCGCGCGAAACUAAACAAAUUCGUACGCGACAACGACCGGAACAAUCUCAUCACGGAUUCGUCCCGUCUCUUGACGGGUGGUAACCCUGAUCGCGAGGUCAAGCACUACGCUACGGAUGCAGCGUGGAACGGAUACGCGUACGAGUGUUAUCUCUGUUAUGGGACGUACCGGACGCUUGCUGCGUUGAACCAACAUCUGGCGAGCCCGCGUCAUCAGGAGAAGAUUUAUAUUUGUCGUUGGGAGUCGUGUAAGACAAGGUUUACGACGCUUAGUGCGUUGUGCCAGCAUAUUGAGAGUGAGAGGUGUGGUAUAUCCAAGUUUGGGCCUGCUAGGCGGGCGAUGGAUGGAUUUGUGCGUAGUACGGCGCGCAUUACGAACUAGUGGACCUUGCGGAAUUACGUUCAAGAAAGCCGCAUAUAUUUGGUUCCAAGUUGCAGUUCUUUCGACGGUUCUUCCGUUCUCGUGGCUAGCUCUAACAGCAUUCCUCGCAUCGUCGCGACUCGAAGUUCCAUCAUAGCUCACAGAUUCUUUCCGUGAAUGCUCUCGCCACUCACAUUUCUCUUCGAGCUUCCGACAUUCUCGCCACGCGCACUGUCCGCUCGUCAUCGUAACCUAGAAAUCUUUCAAUGUUUCGCGAGUCACCCCGCUGUCCAUCCGUCAUCUUAAACGACGAUUCUUCCGAGCUUUUCUACAUCCUCGCAAGUCGUCGUUCACGUGGUCCAGCUUUUCCUCAAAUUCUUACAAGAACUCUUUGUACAUUCCCGCAUUCUCGCAACUCGCGCUAUCCAACCCUCGUCAUAAAUCCUUUUAAUAUUUCCUGCACUCUCGCCGUUCAUCCCUUUCUUCCAGUCAUUCACAAUCAUAGUUCCACUCCAUUCUAUAGUAGAGCCAAGUCGUUGGAUCAAUCCUUGACACCACAUAAUUUGCAUUCCCAUUGUGCAUAACUACAUGCCUGUAUUUUUGUACAUAAAUGAAUCGAGAGCUAUUCACCGUU
Messenger RNA from Laccaria bicolor S238N-H82, 1492 nucleotides. RefSeq lists its product as uncharacterized. Gene Ontology annotation, biological process: regulation of transcription by RNA polymerase II. NCBI's taxonomy places the organism in Eukaryota, Fungi, Basidiomycota, Agaricomycetes, Agaricales, Hydnangiaceae. The record is from RefSeq and is a predicted model, not a curated record. The transcript has a single exon. Gene Ontology annotation, cellular component: nucleus. Bases 1 to 879 code for a protein of 292 amino acids. Gene Ontology annotation, molecular function: RNA polymerase II transcription regulatory region sequence-specific DNA binding; DNA-binding transcription factor activity, RNA polymerase II-specific.